This is a messenger RNA of Priapulus caudatus, 2904 nucleotides long. RefSeq names its product endothelin-converting enzyme 1-like. The transcript has 21 exons. Gene Ontology annotation, biological process: protein processing. Gene Ontology annotation, cellular component: plasma membrane. The record is from RefSeq and is a predicted model, not a curated record. The coding region runs from base 78 to 2423 and encodes 781 amino acids. Lineage: Eukaryota; Metazoa; Priapulida; Priapulimorpha; Priapulimorphida; Priapulidae. Gene Ontology annotation, molecular function: metalloendopeptidase activity.
ACUACGUUAGCGUGGUCGUCGGCGUGCAAGCAGUCGUCCGGAGCCCCACUCGCUCUGCUGUUUAACUGCUGAUUAGGAUGAUGAUGAACGAGGAGAAGUACACCGAAGCAAAUGGAGAUGUCGUUCGCAGAGCAAGCGGGGAGGAUGCUGUCAUUAGAGAUCCUAUGUUUGGUAUCCCCCUUCAGCAGAUGUCAGCAACAAGCAAGUACCGGCGCACGGAGUUUGAGGACGAGGAUGGCGAUGGAGAAGCGAACGGCGACACGGCGCGCACCUACGAGCCGGGCGUCACCUACCGGAAGUACAGCGCUGCGAGCUUGUGGCGCCGCCGCACGGCCAUCGAGAAGGCGGCCCUUGUCGCUCUCGCCGUCUGUUGCGUCGUCAUCGUCAUACUGUCGUGCGUCGUCUCGAAGCAGAAGGCGAGAGCGGGGCGGCCGCCGUUAGAGAUCAGCAUCGGCUACGCGGGCACGCAUCCGUUGACGACCGACCGCGCGCCCCUCACCACGGAGAAACCCGGCCAUUCCCAGCCAGCACAGUUCUGCCUGACACCCGCGUGCGUGACAGUCGCCAGCUCUAUCAUCAAUGCCAUGGACUGGACGAUCAAUCCCUGCAAUGACUUCUUCCAGUUUGCCUGCGGUGGAUGGAUCAAGGCGAACCCUAUACCUGAGGGCAAGAGCAUGUGGGGCACGUUCGGUACUCUGUGGCAGGAGAACCAACUCGUGCUAAAGAACGUCCUGGAGCAGCCACUGCCGGCGAACGCGUCCGUCUCCGCCCUGAAGGCGCAAAAGUACUACAAGUCGUGUCUCGACAAGAACGACACGAUGGAGCUGCUGGGUGCGCAGCCUCUCCUUGACCUCAUCGCCAAGGUCGGCGGCUGGAACAUCACGGGCGAGUUUGACCUCGAGACGUGGAACUUUCAAAGCACACUUCAGAAGCUGAAUGACUACGUGAGUGCCUUCUUCGGCGUCUGGGUGGGCGAGGACGACAAGAAUUCAACGACGCACAUACUGCAGGUGGACCAGGCCUCUUUAGGACUUGACAGGAAAUAUUACAUGAACAAGACGGACAGUGAUCAUUUGGUGAUGGAUGCGUACCUCGACUUCAUGGUAGGACUAGGGGUAUUGCUAGGAGGAGAGGAGAAUAGCACGCGUGCUCAGAUGGAAGCCGUACUCGCGUUGGAAACCGAGAUUGCUAACAUCACGACACCGGCCGACCAGCGCCGCGAUGAGGAGAAGAUGUACCACAAGAUGAACAUUAGUGAGCUGACCAAUCUCGCACCCAUUCUCAACAACUACAUGGUGUGGAACCUGGCGCGGCAGAUGUCUCCCUACCUGUCGAAGGCGUUCCGCGAGCUCAACAAGCCGCUCAGCAAGGCGAUGACCGGCUCGGACGGCUUCGACGUCCUCUGGCGCCUCUGCGUCUCCGACACGGACGGCGUCAUCGGUUUCGCGCUCGGCGCCAUGUUCGUGCAGGAGGUGUUCGACGGCGACAGCAAGGCGAAGGCCGAACGCAUGGUGGACAGUGUGAAGAGGGCGUUCAAGCUCAACCUCCCACAGCUAAGUUGGAUGGAUCCAGAAACGCGGCAGGCGGCUCGUGAGAAGGCAGACGCGGUUAUCGACAUGAUUGGAUUUCCUGACUACAUCUUGGAUAUCAAGUCACUCGACAACUACUACUCUGGGCUGGAAUUUGACGAGAACCAGUACUUCACCAAUAAUGUGCACGCCCUCUUGUGGACAAAGCAACGAAUACUGCAGAAGUUGGAGAAGCCAGUCAACAAAUCUGAUUGGGCGAUGACACCACCACAAGUGAAUGCAUACUACUCUCCGUCAUCCAACAGAAUAGUGUUCCCUGCAGGCAUUCUUCAGGCUCCAUUCUACGACCAGGAUUACCCAAAGUCACUCAACUUUGGUGCAAUGGGCGUGGUAAUGGGCCACGAACUAAUUCACGGCUUUGAUGACCAAGGUCGAGAGUAUGACAAAUUCGGCAAUCUGAAGGCCUGGUGGAACAAUGACUCCAUAGUGAACUUCAAGGAGCGCACGCAGUGUCUGGUAGAUCAGUCAGCCACGUACCUAGUUAAUGGCGAACCCAUAAACGGAAAACAGACGCUCGGUGAAAACAUAGCCGACAACGGAGGAUUGAAGUCUGCUUAUUACGCAUACCAGACGUGGGUCAAAGAUAACGGGGAAGAACUGCCCCUGCCAGGAGUCAACUACACACUGAACCAGCUUUUCUUCCUCGGCUUCUCUCAGGUGUGGUGUUCAGCCAGUACAGACGAGGCUAAGCACCUACAGCUAAUCAGUGACACACACAGUCCUGCCAAGUACAGGGUCAUCGGUCCACUGUCGAACUCUCACGAGUUUGCUAGCGCGUGGAAGUGCCCCGUCGACACGGUGAUGAACCCACUGCAGAAAUGCGAAGUGUGGUGAGAGGGAGGAGCAGUGGACAGCUCGAGCCAUACACACCUACACACUGUGAGACAGAGAGAGAGAGAGAGAGAGAAGGCAUCUACCCAUCGCAGGAACAGCCUCUCCGGCACCACUCCCCAGAGAUCGGCACUAAAUAUAUGAGUUGGAGCAUAUUGCCAUAGCAGUAUUAAUAUGAUUUUCCUUGUCCUGUACUUCCCGAUCGGCAAACGAGUAUUCCCUCUCAGAUACGGUUUGGUGCAGCAUCCAUUUUCAGCAUUUCGGGCGUGGCUGAACUGUUACAGAGGUAAGUUCACACAGGCAUCACCUUUAUAUAGGUGCAACUUGAAUACGCACUCGUCAUCUCAGUUGGACCAUUGAGAAUGGAGCCACUAGUCACUUCCUAGUCACGUAAGGGACUGCAGCGAGUCAAUCAAGGAUCAAAUUUGUAUGAGGUUGUUUGUUUUUUCUGUGAUUUACAUAUAUAUAUAUCAAGAGCUCAUAA